Molecule: messenger RNA, 1011 nt
Organism: Ipomoea nil (Japanese morning glory)
Lineage: Eukaryota; Viridiplantae; Streptophyta; Magnoliopsida; Solanales; Convolvulaceae
Exons: 2
Coding region: 41-862 (273 amino acids)
Source: RefSeq, a predicted model, not a curated record
UUCACUCACUAAUUAAGCUGAAUUGUGAAGAAAAUUAAAAAUGUCAGGAGUAACCCUAGCGGUGGCUCCGGAUGAGCCGAAGCCGUCUUUGCUAAGGCCGCAGCAAAAGCCGCGGCGGCGGCAGCAGCAGGCGGUGGGUAUAAUGGGGUCUCUCCGGGUGGUGGAGCUUCAACUAGUAGCUUUCAUCAUGGUCUUCUCCGCCAGCGGCUUAGUGCCGCUCCUAGACCUGGCGUUUCCGGCGCUCUCGUCCGCCUAUCUCCUCAUCAUUUCCCGGCUAGCGUUCCCCUCCCACGGCGGCCGUUCUGGGUCGCCGGAAUUGUUUCAGGGGGGUGCGCUUUUCCGUGUUUACGUGGUGUUUGGCACCGCUGUCGGGCUGUUCCUGCCGCUGGCUUAUGUGUUGGGUGGAUUCGCGAGGGGCGACGAGCAUGCCGUCCGAUCAGCUACCCCUCACCUCUUCUUGCUGUCUUUCCAGAUACUAACGGAGAAUAUCAUAAGCGGAUGGUCUCUGUUUUCGCCGCCUGUAAGAGCCUUCGUCCCUUUGCUUUACACUGUUCGCCGCGUCUUCGUCAUAAUGGACUGGAUACAAGAUGUUUGGGUUAACAAAUCAUUGCCUGCAACCCCAGAUUUCAAGGAUGUUUCAUGGCACUGGUUCGGGAGGGGGCUGGCGGUGGCUAAUUUGGUCUACUAUUCUGUGAAUCUGUUGGGGUUUUUGAUUCCGUGCUAUUUGCCGAGGGCGUUUGAGAGGUACUUUAGGGAGAGGGAUGAGAUUGUUGCCAAGACGGGAGAAGACUAUAGGCGCUACUCGCCUGCAACAACGCAGAUAAAUAAGCAGCAGCAGCCUCAUGCAGAGAAGGCAGAUUAAAUUAGUGUUUAAUUUGAUAGAGCUGAGUAGUAAAGGAAACCUCCUGUAGUUACAAUAUAAUUAAUGGCGGUACUAUACGUUCCAUCUGUGAUAUCACUUCAUCCAUCAGAUCAGAUCAGAUCAGUUUCAUUCUGAUAGAAUUAUGGACU